AUGUAUAUAGAUUUGAAGUUUGAAUGAUGGAUGAUGGAUGGUAGGGCAGAGAAGACAAGUAGUUAGAUGGUAGAAUGUUCAUAAAAUACCUCGAGAGGAAAAUCUGCCUUGCAUUUUGUUCUGAAGUGCCUGCAUUUAGAAUCUGCGGUUCGAGCAUCCAUCUUGCUUGCCUCGGUGGUGGUGGUGGUAGUGGCGGUGGCUGUGGUGACUAGAGACUAGAAAGUUAGAGAUGGGACCUGGUGGACCAGGAGGACCCGGUGGCCCUGGUGGAUGGGGAGGAGGACCUGGAGGCCCUGGUGGAUGGGGAGGAGGACCCGGAGGCCCUGGUGGAUGGGGAGGAGGACCCGGAGGCCCUGGUGGAUGGGGUCCAGGGCCUGGGGGUCCGGGUGGAUGGGGUCCUGGCCCGGGGGGUCCUGGUGGCUGGGGGCCGGGGAUGGGAGGACCUUUCGGUCCAGGUCCCGGAGGUCCUUGGGGUCCUGGACCUGGCGGCUUUUGGGGUCCGGGACCUGGGUUCUUCGGACCUGGUGGCUUCUUCGGUGGCUUUGCUGAUGGUUUGUGCAGCAUGAUAUCUUCUUGCUUCUAUUGUCUUUGCUGCUGUUGGUUAUUACAAGACUGCUUUGGCGGACCUCGUGGCCCUUACGGUCCUCCCCCACCCUUCUGAACCUUCUUUUUCCGCUGGACAGAGGCCAUUUGCGACUUGAGUGUUGUUCAUCUUAAGACUACUGUGCAUCUUAUUUUGUUGUUCUUUUCAAUAAGCAAUGCAUAUGAAUCACCACCUUAGUUAUGUACUGGAAUCAAAGCCGCGUUUCUGGCAUUGCCUGCUUCUACAACCAUUCUUCCUGUAACAAUUGGGGUUGUUUUUAUUUUUAAAAUAUAUGUCCAUGAAGAAAUACAAACGAGGAGAAUCUAUUUUUGUGCAAAGGUUUGACCUGUUUCAAUAUAAUAGUCGAAAGCCU
This is a messenger RNA of Rubroshorea leprosula, 956 nucleotides long. NCBI's taxonomy places the organism in Eukaryota, Viridiplantae, Streptophyta, Magnoliopsida, Malvales, Dipterocarpaceae. The record is from the annotation of a GenBank genome assembly.